Messenger RNA from Synchytrium microbalum, 699 nucleotides. RefSeq lists its product as uncharacterized. The record is from RefSeq and is a predicted model, not a curated record. NCBI's taxonomy places the organism in Eukaryota, Fungi, Chytridiomycota, Chytridiomycetes, Synchytriales, Synchytriaceae. The coding region runs from base 1 to 699 and encodes 232 amino acids. The transcript is spliced from 6 exons. Gene Ontology annotation, cellular component: cytosol. Gene Ontology annotation, molecular function: RNA binding.
AUGAGUUCUGCAGGUGCACAAGCUGCUGCUCGAAAGGGCAAGUACAACAAGACAAAGAGAGGAGGUUCAAAACGAUUCACUCAAAAUCUACGAGACCAAGACGCUGAAGCUGAAGGCAUUGAAAGGCCCGAAGGAGAAAACACUGAUGAUUCCGAUGACGAUGAUGAUGAAGAACCAACACCACGAUCUAAACCUACCAAAACUUCCAAAACCACUGAUGACGAAGACGACGGCGAUGAAGAAGUUGAUACCAGCGAAAUAAAGGGACGACCACAACAACGUAGCGGUGGUGGUGGUGAUGCAGACGAAGACGAUGAUGAUGCCGAAGAAGGCAAUAAGAAGAAGGGACCAGCGUCAGUUAUAGAUAUAAGUAAUCCGAAUGCACCAAAGAGACAAAAUGUCAAGGUAUCAGAGUUGGGGAAGAGUGGUGCGCCGAGGGAGUUGUCGCGUCGUGAACGAGAACAAAUGGAAAAGGAACGAGCACAAGCUGCCUUCUGGAAGGCACAAAACGAGGGAAGGACUGAACAAGCUCGUUCAGAUCUGGCACGUUUGGCUAUCAUCAAGAAGGAACGCGCGGAGGCUGCUGCUAAGAAGGCUGCUGCUGCUGCCGCACCCCAAGCAAGUGCAAGCAAACAAUCAUCACUACAAGCUGGUAAAGCCGUAAUAAGCAAGUCGUUGAGUGGAACGUCCAUGAAGUAA